UAUAUAUAAAAGCAAAACAAAGCUCGUAAGUGUAAACUCUCUCACCAAGUUCUCUCUCUGCGCCUAUCUCUUCGAUUUGCACAGAGGGAACAAGAAAAUGGCUACGCCGGCGGUACAGGCAGGUCCCGGCGGCGGCGGAGGAGGAGAAGUAGCGGCAGCUCCAAGACCAGGACAACAACAACAGCAACAGGGAGGUUUCGGUCAGUCUCUUACUGGAAUCAUUAGGAUCGCCGUCUUCUGGUAUUUCGCUUCUAAAUUCUUCGCCCCCAAGAAGCCCUCUGAUCCUGCUAUUCUCAUGUCCAAUCACUUUCAGAAGGGUGAACCCUUGGAUAUGUGGCUGUAUCUUUCUGAGCAUGAAAGGUUUGAUGACUUUGGAAAUGAAGGUGCGCUUGUCUGGCAUGAGAAUGGUAUACCUUAUGCUGUAUGGGGACCAGAAAGUACCAGAUCUCUUUCAUUCAAGUAUUAUCCAUCUGAGGCUUUGAAACAAAAUGGAUCUUUGUAUGCACAUGUCUUCUUUGCACGGUCAGGAUACACUCCAGACCCCAGUGACCCAGAGUUUCAGCCUCUUGCUACAUUUGGGAGGACACAUCCUGUUGUGCUGUAUUUGCCCAAGUCAAAAGCGGGUAAAAGGAGGAGUUUAUUGGGUAAUACUGAAGGUUCUGAUACUGGUGAAAUUCUGAAAGAGGUUGUUGAUGAUAACCAAGUUGAUGUGAAAGAUGACGGUCCUGUGGAGUGGGUUUCCUAUUGGAAACCUAAUGUUACUAUUAAUCUAGUUGAUGAUUUUACACGAUAUGCUCAUAAUGGCGUUCCACCAAAUAUUGCUCCUUACUUGAAUGUUGAGCCCACUACAGGAAACUACUAUCCAACCAUUUUCUUCAACGAGUUUUGGCUACUUAGGGAUAAGUUAGUUCGACUCAACGAGACAGUAAAUGAGCUGGUACUUAAUCUAGAAGUGGCUCCUAUAAGCAUGAUGAAGUGGCAGUUAUUCCUCCAAAUUGAUCAGUCCUUCCAGAUUCACCGUAGCUAUGGAAGCAUGAUUGAAGGUGAGGCUGACGAAUUGAAGAGGGUGUUCUUGGAAGGAAAUCCCUAUCUCCUGGCAGUUACUAUGGUUGUCUCGUUACUUCAUUCAGUUUUUGACAUGCUUGCCUUCAAGAAUGAUAUCCAAUUUUGGAACAAAAAUAAGUCUAUGGAAGGACUCUCUGCUAAGUCUGUCAUUGUCAGCUUUAUAUCUCAACUGAUUGUCUUCCUGUAUCUACUUGAUAAUGAUACUUCGUGGAUGAUACUUGCAAGUUCUGGCAUUGGUUGCUGCAUCGAGUUCUGGAAAAUAGGAAAAGCUAUGCAUAUUGAGAUUGAUAGGAGUGGAAGAAUACCUAGGUUGAGAUUUCGCGAUCGUGAGUCAUAUGCAGGAAAUAAGACGAAGGAGUAUGAUGAUCUUGCAAUGAAGUAUUUGUCCUAUGUUCUUUUUUUCCUUGUUGCUUGCUCAUCUGUUUAUUCGCUCAUGUAUGAACAACAUAAGAGCUGGUAUUCAUGGAUUCUUUCUUCACUUACAAGCUGCGUAUACAUGUUCGGCUUCAUUAUGAUGUGCCCACAGUUGUUCAUAAAUUACAAGCUCAAGUCUGUGGCUCAUCUACCCUGGAGACAGAUGACAUACAAGUUCCUUAAUACCAUCAUUGACGACUUGUUUGCUUUUGUCAUCAAAAUGCCAACUCUACACCGACUUUCAGUGUUUCGAGAUGAUGUCAUAUUUCUUAUCAUUCUAUAUCAGAGAUGGAUUUACCCGGUCGACAGGAAACGUAUAAAUGAAUUUGGUUUUGGCGGUGAAGAAAAUCAAGAAACUGAGACAACAAGUGCGAAUGCCAUAAAAGAAGACGACAAGAAAACUAACUAACUGCAUAAUGUUAGGGUCUUUAGAAUGUAUAAUUCAAACACGAAUUUUAUUUUUAAGAAUUUUUUUUUUCUGAUUGCCAGGCUUCAAGAUAUAAAGGAUUCUACAUGUUUUUUUUUUUUUUUUUUUGACCUUCUGCUUCCUUUAUUGAAUUUGAUUUAUAUUUAUUAUGCGUUAUUGUUUUCCCCUAAAAUGAUUUUGUAGGAUAUCAUCUCUCUAUGUGUGUCAAAACAAAAUCAUGAAAUCUGCGUCUGAUGUUCACUCUAUCUACACACUGUUUUUAAA
Molecule: messenger RNA, 2170 nt
Organism: Cucumis sativus (cucumber)
Lineage: Eukaryota; Viridiplantae; Streptophyta; Magnoliopsida; Cucurbitales; Cucurbitaceae
Product: cleft lip and palate transmembrane protein 1 homolog
Exons: 12
Coding region: 98-1888 (596 amino acids)
Cellular component (GO): endomembrane system; membrane
Source: RefSeq, a predicted model, not a curated record